GCCUACUCCGUACAAAGUACCUCAGUAAGUACAUACAAACAUAAUUCAUCAAAGACAUGUCCACAGUCCACAGUCCACAGUCCACAGUCCGUCCACCACUCCGCUCCGCUCCAGAACCUGAGAUGGUGAGAUCAUCUUUGACCGAAUUUUUAAUCCAGCCAUAUUUCUCCUCUUUCAUCUACUAUCUAUUAUCCACGGGACCAGUCCAUCCUCCCUCUUUCCUGUCCGGCAUAAAAAGUAGACAGGUAAAAAAAAAAAAGGCAUCUAAAUUCCAAGCCAGUAAGUAACAGAAAGUCUAGAUUCACCACAGUCGGUGAACCAAACUCUCUCUCUUUCUCUUUCUCUCUUUCUCUCUCUUCCCCACCGGGC
Molecule: messenger RNA, 369 nt
Organism: Aspergillus heteromorphus CBS 117.55
Lineage: Eukaryota; Fungi; Ascomycota; Eurotiomycetes; Eurotiales; Aspergillaceae
Exons: 1
Coding region: 57-287 (76 amino acids)
Source: RefSeq, a predicted model, not a curated record